Messenger RNA from Fusarium fujikuroi IMI 58289, 1329 nucleotides. Its product is annotated as related to glutamate 5-kinase. NCBI's taxonomy places the organism in Eukaryota, Fungi, Ascomycota, Sordariomycetes, Hypocreales, Nectriaceae. Gene Ontology annotation, molecular function: RNA binding; glutamate 5-kinase activity; ATP binding. Bases 1 to 1329 code for a protein of 442 amino acids. The record is from RefSeq and is a predicted model, not a curated record. The transcript has 5 exons. Gene Ontology annotation, cellular component: cytosol; cytoplasm.
AUGAGAGGCAACGGGACAAAGUCUCUGACCAUUGUCAUCAAGCUUGGAACAAGCUCCAUUGUCGAUGAGAGGACUCACGAACCACUUCUUCCGAUUCUGACUCUCAUUGUUGAUACGGCCGUGAAGCUUCGCAAAGAUGGUCACAGGGUGGUCAUUGUUUCGUCCGGCGCCAUCGGUGUCGGUCUCCGGCGUAUGGACGUGGAGAAGCGACCUAAGCAUCUCGCGCAGCUACAGGCUCUUGCAGCGAUCGGCCAAUGCCGCCUCAUGAGUCUCUGGGAUAGCCUGUUCACCCACCUCAGGCAGCCAAUUGCUCAGAUCCUCCUUACACGAAACGACAUUGCAGACCGAACGAGAUACUUCAACGCCCAAAACACCUUCCAUGCCCUUUUGGAACAAGGUGUAAUUCCCAUUGUUAACGAAAACGACACUCUCGCCGUUUCCGAAAUCAAGUUUGGCGACAAUGAUACUCUCUCUGCUAUCACUGCCGCUAUGAUACACGCUGAUAUGCUGUUCUUGAUGACGGAUGUUGAUUGUCUCUAUGACAAGAACCCCAGAACCAACCCAGAUGCUAAGCCUAUCGAGGUGGUCGAAGACAUCGCUGCACUACAGGCUGACGUAUCCAGUGCUGGUUCGUCCCUUGGAACGGGAGGCAUGAGCACCAAGAUUAUUGCUGCUAGGCUGGGCACUUCAGCUGGAGUCACAACUGUCAUUACGAGGUCUUCUAACCCGGGAAACGUGCUCAACAUUGUGCAGUAUCUACAGUCAAUACAAAAAGGGAGCACUCCCCCCAGUCCAGACGAGCGUGCUGAAGGCUUGUCACGAUCGGCAUCGGCUCUGACGCUCUCCAGCUUAAAUGGCGCCCCCUGGCCCCCCUUACACACUCGCUUCAUUCCCGCCAACGAUCCCAUCAGGGACCGUCACUUUUGGCUGCUUCACACUCCUCACCCUCACGGCACCCUCUACAUCGACUCAGGCGCUUAUAAGGCUCUCGUUGGCAAGGCGGGUCUGCUUCCAGUUGGCGUCAUUGAUGUCGAGGGUAAUUUUGCCCAACAGGAGGUGGUGCGUCUCGUAGCAGUCAAGCGGCGAUCAACCCCUGGGCCUGAUGGCAAAAUGUGGGAGGGCACUCCUGAAGAAGUCGGCCGAGCUCUGGUCAACUAUGCCGCCGCUGAGAUCGCGCGAAUCAAGGGCAAGCAGAGCGUCGAGAUUGAGAAGAUUCUUGGCUAUGCUGAUAGUGAGUAUGUCGCUCACCGACAGCAUGUCGGUUUCUUUAAGAGGGACAGCAGGCCAGUGAGUCCAGCUCGAGAGAUGAACGGUGCGGUAAUGGAAUAG